GUCGAGAGUGGAGACAACUCAGACUGUAAACAUACUGUGAAGUGUAAAUACUGUUGUUUGUUAUGAUAUUAUCUUACUUUAAUGGUUCUUUAUUUUAACUUCAAAAAUUAACAAACUCAAGUUUGGAAACAUGACAAUAAAAAGAGAUGGGAGAUAAAACUUGGUAGGGUACUAUGGUUCUUUAUGGGUACCGGUUUUCAUCAUGUUCCUGGCGGGUGCGAGCGGCUCUCCAUCUGAAACGAAUACCUUUUGAAGAGAGGCAGGUAGACAUCGUGAAGAAUCUCAGCCACCUCACCGAGGAAUAUAAACUCAUCAACCCUGCACAGAAGGUGCCGACUUUAAUCAUUGACGGCGAAACUUUGGUGGAGUCCAUGGCCAUACUGCAAUAUUUGGAAGAUACGCGACCGCAGCCGAGCCUGACUCCGGCCAAACCUCUACCUAAAGCGCGCAUGCGAGAGAUUUGUGAAAUUAUAGUAUCCGGGAUCCAACCUCUGCAAAACAUAGGUUUGCGACAACUCUUUGCCUCCGAGGAGAAGUAUCUGCAGAAUGGUCGUGACGUCUGUGAACGAGGAUUACAGACCUUGGAGACACUAUUAAAGAAGACUGCUGGAACCUACUGCGUUGGAGACAAAAUUACUAUGGCCGAUCUUUGCUUAGUGCCUCAGAUGUUUAAUGCCACGAAUAGGUUCAAAGUGAAAGCGGAUAAAUAUCUAAUAGUCACGAAGCUUUAUCGAAAAUUGCUUGAAGAAGAAGUAUUUCAAGUUACUCAUCCGAAAAACUUAUCACCAAAGUAAUUUCUUACAAAUUGCAGUUCGUUAGACCGCUUUUUGUAUUUAUAAUAGAAAAAAAAUUGUUCGCAGCUGGUUGAAGAUAUGUACAUACUUUUGCAUAAUUAUGUGAAGUGGUGUGUUGUUUAACUAAUUUGCAUUGGUUUGAUUAUAUUGAAAUUUGGUAGUAUUAACAAAUUUAAGUUUCAUUAGGCAUCAAAAUCGGUCCAAAUAGUUUCAUAAGAUAAAAAUGUUAAUGUAUAAAUAUAUUACUGUAUUACAGAACUUGCAAAAGAUAUAAUUAAUCAGAAAAUUAGACCCAUGUUUAUUAAAACCAACACUAUACAAUCAGAUUUAUUUGCCCCCAACUUUACAUUUUACCACAUAACUACUGUGUAUAUAAUGAAAGUUAGAACUACCUGCAAACGAUUAAUGUCUUCCAAGUAGUUUAGAACUGAUUCAUUAUCUAUUAGUAAGCCAAGGUUGUCCGAUAUGGGGCAACUGCUUACAGGGGAAAUUCUCACGAGGCAAAUUAAUUUGAAUAUAUUUUGAACGAUAGGUUAAGGGAUGAUAAAAUGAGUUUGGGUAUCUGAGUUACUAUUACAGCUAAUUAUCAAAAAUCUUUCUUUAUAAGGUGAAUAUUAAACGCAUAUUUUUUUAUUUAAAAAAGUCUAAACAACGUUUAUAAGUGAUUUAGACUGAUUUAUCAUGUUGUACAUUUUGUUGUAGCACUAGCUUGAACGCAUUCAUUCUCUCAACUUUGAAUAGAUUGUAAAAAUCUCUUUUUGUUUGUUUGCUGUUUCCUUUUAAUAAAGUUGGAAGAACUGGAAGCAUGCAUAUUUUUAUAAAAAAUCGAAACAUCGAACUAUUGCGAUUUCUGUGCCUAUUUUUUAUUUAACUUUGAUUUUGUACCAUACAAGCCAAUUAUCUUGAAUUCAAACAGAAGUAUUAUAACUUCUUAUAAAUAUCAGAUAUUGUCAGAUCUAGAUCUGGUGACAACUGUCUAGUAAGAAGUACCUAUGGGCAUGCUCCCCAAAUUCACCGAACGCUGGAAUUUAGCGGGUUGCGUUCAGGAAGAGUAUUACUAACACUUUUAUACGAUCAGUAAUCUACGAACACUAAUAAGUAUAGAAUGUAUAAAUAGUGGUAUAUAAUAGAAAAAAAUAUAAAAGUCGCGUCGCGCAUUUAUUUCAACUUUUGAUGUUUAUGACGAUACGAUUUUUAUAACAUUGUUACUAAAAUUUAUAAAAAUAAAAAUUUCU
This is a messenger RNA of Amyelois transitella, 2029 nucleotides long. RefSeq names its product probable maleylacetoacetate isomerase 1 (gene GSTz2). Gene Ontology annotation, molecular function: maleylacetoacetate isomerase activity; glutathione transferase activity. The transcript has 6 exons. Gene Ontology annotation, biological process: L-phenylalanine catabolic process; glutathione metabolic process. Gene Ontology annotation, cellular component: mitochondrion; cytoplasm. Lineage: Eukaryota; Metazoa; Arthropoda; Insecta; Lepidoptera; Pyralidae. The coding region runs from base 174 to 794 and encodes 206 amino acids. The record is from RefSeq and is a predicted model, not a curated record.